Molecule: messenger RNA, 975 nt
Organism: Symbiodinium necroappetens
Lineage: Eukaryota; Dinophyceae; Suessiales; Symbiodiniaceae
Source: the annotation of a GenBank genome assembly
GAUGAGUACGAGCGGUUGUGCUUCCUUGCCGGCUGGGCAGUCUUACGGGAAAACGAGCACUACGUGCAAUGGUUGAAUGUCUGGCCUGGGCCGAGACAUCCCAGCUUUCAAGAUGCACAGGCACAGACAGGUGCUAGCGGCAGCACUCCGCGACCACUCGCCAGGCUUCGGCUUGAAGGACAGAUGAACUACCUUCACUGCCUGGAGGUGGGACCGCCAGACAAAGUGGGUCGUCAACAGAUUCUGGCCAUGACGGGCAGCACACCUCAUCUGUGCAACGAGAUAGGUUUGAUGGACCUGAGCCGUUUGCAGCGACGAGGUGAAGGUGUCGAAGGUCUUGCGCCAGAUGGGGAGGCUGCCUCAGCUUUGCCUGCGGUCUACGACGUUAAAGUGAAGGUCUACUCCAUGGGAGAGCGCGUGGUGCUUAGUGCCAAAUGGAACGAAGCCGGCGAUUUUAUUCUCUUGAACACAAGGCCUUAUGCCCAUGCUGUAUCCGGAAGUCAAAAGACUGGAGGACAAAGCGAGGCUUCGCAGGCCAGUCUACAAGCCGGUGCAUCCUUCGAGGACCUUCUCCUACGGCCGGCUCCAGAUCUGUCCACCAAAAUGGAGCUCCUGCUGCUGGAUGCAAGAACCUUGGACGUCGUCUCCGUUUUCGAUGGUCAUUUCGCUUUCACCACGAAGGAAAGUCCCUUCCUCAUUUUCACAGAAGAGUGGUCGGACUCGGACUUCCUGGCGAGUGGUGGUGAGGACCAUCGCGUGUACAUUUGGCAUCGUCGUCACGGUCGCUUGAUUCGGCGGUUGUGUGGUCAUGCUGAACCUGUCAAUGCUGUGAGCUGGAACGGUCGAGGCUUGCUGGCUUCAGCUUCCGAUGACAACGGCAUCAUCAUUUGGGCUGCCGCAGGCGCCAAAGAGCGUCCGCAACACAUGGCUGCGAGUUCGUGUCAAUCGUCCAUUUCUGCUCUUUGCUCCAGCUGA